Molecule: messenger RNA, 1816 nt
Organism: Carassius carassius (crucian carp)
Lineage: Eukaryota; Metazoa; Chordata; Actinopteri; Cypriniformes; Cyprinidae
Gene: g3bp2b
Product: G3BP stress granule assembly factor 2b
Exons: 12
Coding region: 62-1531 (489 amino acids)
Cellular component (GO): ribonucleoprotein complex; cytosol
Molecular function (GO): mRNA binding
Source: RefSeq, a predicted model, not a curated record
CUCCUGAUCUGCUGUGUUUCUGUAUCUUGUGUGUGUCGUAGUGUGUGUGUGAGAGAGAGAGAUGGUGAUGGAGAAGCCGAGUCCCCUGCUCGUAGGACGGGAGUUUGUGCGUCAGUACUACACGCUCCUGAAUAAAGCUCCAGAUUACCUGCACAGGUUUUACGGCAGGAACUCCUCGUAUGUUCACGGAGGUGUGGACGGCAGCGGGAAGCCGGAGGAGGCCGUCUACGGUCAGGCGGAGAUCCAUAAGAAGGUGAUGUCGCUGCAGUUCAGUGAGUGUCACACUAAGAUCCGGCAGGUGGACGCUCAUGCGACGCUGGGGGACGGUGUGGUGGUGCAGGUGAUGGGAGAACUGUCCAACAGCGGACGCCCCAUGAGGAGGUUCAUGCAGACCUUCGUCCUCGCUCCGGAGGGUUCUGCGGUCAAUAAGUUCUAUGUGCACAAUGACAUCUUCCGCUAUGAAGAGGAGGUGUUCGGAGACUCUGAGGCUGAGCUGGGAGAGUCUGAGGAAGAGGAGGUUGAGGAGGAGCAGGUGGAGACUCGGGCUUCCCCUGAACUGGCCCCAGAGCGUCCCAGCAGCAGCUCCUUCUACGAGCCUCCAGCACCCGUCAGUAACGGAGUCGAGGAGCAGCAGGAGGAGGCGGUGCCUGAGGCGGAGCCAGAGCCCCAGCCUGAGGCCAAUCAGGAGACGGAGGCGGAGCUUAACCCAGAAGCAGAGCUCCAGGGGGCUGAGGCGGAGCCAGAGGAGGAGGAGAAACUGGUGGAGGAGGAGAGAGGCUCCACCCCUGGCCUUGCUCUGACUCCGCCCCCUCAGACCCCAGAGCCACCGAAGGCCUUCUCCUGGGCUCUGGUGACCAGUAAGAAUCUUCCUCCGGCCGGCGCUCUUCCCGUCUCUGGGAUCUCUCCUCACGUGGUGAGAGCAGCUGGACAGCCGCGAGUGGAUCUCAAACAGGACGCUCAGACCUUACCCAGAGAUCAGCGGCGCGAGAGACCAGGCUUCACUCCACGAGGCCCACGAGCAGAGGGCAGCAGCUCCGAGGCUCCUGGAGGGAAGCAGUAUGUCAGUUUUAAAGGCCGCGGUGACGGAGAUGCCGGAGACACAGAGGGCCGUCGGUCCGUUCGUUAUCCAGACAGUCAUCAGCUCUUCGUUGGAAAUCUUCCUCAUGACAUUGAUGAGGGAGAGCUGAAAGACUUCUUCAUGACGUUCGGGACCGUGGUGGAGAUGAGGAUCAACACCAAAGGCGUCGGAGGGAAGCUGCCAAACUUUGGCUUCGUGGUGUUCGAUGACUCUGAGCCGGUGCAGAGGAUUCUGGGAAACAAGCCCAUCAUGUUCCGUGGGGAAGUGCGGCUGAACGUGGAGGAGAAGAAGACCCGAGCAGCCCGCGAGCGAGAGACCAGAGGAGCGUCAGACGGCCGGCGUGGGCCCCGGGGCACUCUGGGUAAUGGGAUGGGGCGUGAGAGAGACCCGCGGGGGCCGGUGUCCUCCAGGGGCCGAGGAGGAGAGAGCCGCUUCACAGGACCCCGCCGCUGAACACUGAUGAAUCCUCCUCUCCUCUGAUUGUUUAUGUUUCUCUCGUCUCUCUCUGGCUUUCGGACUGUGACCGGCCUCAAAGACUUUCAGACUCCGCCGCGCUUUCUUUCUAUUUCUCUCCUCAUGAUUUUGCGAAGAAGAACAGGGACAGUGUGAAAUUUUUUUUUCUCUAGAACAGAAGCUGGAUGUCACGAACGGAUUUGUCACGGUGUGUAACAGAUGAACGUCAGCGCUCAGUGUACACUUAUUUAUUUUCCAAGUAAAUAAACCAGUGGUGGUGCCUUA